AUGGCCGCCCUGCUGCAGUUGCUGGCGGUGGUGGUGGAUGCACCAGGCGGCGGGCGACGCGAUGUUGAACACCAUCUGCAUCAGCCGGUCCGCCCCAGCCCAACCCAGCGGCGCCUUGUCACCCUAGCAACCUCCAAAUAUCAAGAGCUUAUAGCUCAAAUCCGGCAGAAUUUCAAUGCUCGUGGCCCAGCCACGGGCCGAAUCAAGGUCCCACGGGACACCCAUGCCGAUAUGGAUCCAUUGGUAGCACAUAUUCCUUUGUACCGCCCAGAGCCGCGAAGUACCUUUAGACGCUUAGAAACCCUUCGACCCUCAUGCUUGUUCAUUGUAGGCGAGGCCACAUUUUUGAACAUCGAUGAGAUCCAUGAAGGUGUCAGGAUAUGUGGAUCGGGUAUCGGUGGGAGUGGAGGAGUGUCUGAGGGGAGGGUUAAAGAGGUGAUUCUAACUGGACUGGGGCACUUGAUGCCGUUCCAGGAAGUCAAGACUGUGGCAGAGACAUGUGUGACUUGGCUGCAGCAGGAAAUGCAUCGAUUCCAGCGAAUGGAAAGAAAGUGGGAAGAUGGAAGAAAAGGGAUUAGUCAUUUGAUAGUAGAAAAGAACUGGUACAAGGUCCUGAAACCCAUAUCUAGUGGACGUGGUAAAGGCCAGAGAAAGGAGAAGCUCUAG
Molecule: messenger RNA, 666 nt
Organism: Aspergillus versicolor CBS 583.65
Lineage: Eukaryota; Fungi; Ascomycota; Eurotiomycetes; Eurotiales; Aspergillaceae
Exons: 1
Coding region: 1-666 (221 amino acids)
Source: RefSeq, a predicted model, not a curated record